This is a messenger RNA of Andrographis paniculata, 3426 nucleotides long. Its product is annotated as kinesin-like protein KIN-7E. NCBI's taxonomy places the organism in Eukaryota, Viridiplantae, Streptophyta, Magnoliopsida, Lamiales, Acanthaceae. The record is from RefSeq and is a predicted model, not a curated record. The transcript is spliced from 15 exons. Gene Ontology annotation, biological process: microtubule-based movement. Gene Ontology annotation, molecular function: microtubule motor activity; microtubule binding; ATP binding. Bases 460 to 3156 code for a protein of 898 amino acids.
CGUUCUCAGCUGACUGUGAAGGGAGAGAGAGAGAGAGAGAGAGAGAGGGACGGAGGGGCGGGAGAGAGAGAGAGGGGGGGACGGAGGAAGCGAGGAAGUUGCUGAUAAUGCUGCUGAAGAGUUUGUGGAAAUUAGGUUGGGAUGAUUAAGGCUUGAUCAAUUUGCGAUGCGGUGGUUGUAGCUGCUUUGGCAUGUGUUAUAGUAGCUUUAUCGGAUGCGUAAAGUGGGUGUAUUUGGCUGAGUAGAAUCAAGGCGUAGUGUUUAAUCUUGAAGAUCAACAAUGAGUUGGGGUGCUGUGGCAUUCCAUUCCUGUUGGAAGGCACAACCACGCUGUUGUUCACUACACUAACUAUAUUGCUUUGUCUGGCUACCAUCGCUGGCCCAUUGAAUAGUGUAGGUCUGGCUGAAGAGUGUGUGUGUGUGUCACCUUUUUUGUGGCUUUUUGGGACGGGGUAGCAAAUGGGAUCGAUUGGGGCAGAAGACUUGAUGAGUUGGGAGAAGCCUCCAGGUAUGGGGAAUGAAAUGGAAGAGAAGAUUUUGGUGUUGGUGAGACUAAGGCCCUUGAGUGAUAAGGAGAUUGCACUAAAUGAAGUUGCUGAUUGGGAAUGCAUCAACUCAACCACAAUUUUGUACCGGAACAGCCUCCAGGAGCGCACUGGACUUCCCACUGCUUAUUCAUUUGAUAGAGUAUUUAGAGGUGAUAGCAGCACAAGGGAAGUUUAUGAUGAUGGAAUCAAAGAUAUAGCUCUCUCAGUUGUGGGUGGCAUCAAUUCAACUGUGUUUGCUUAUGGUCAAACAAGCAGCGGUAAAACAUAUACCAUGAAUGGUAUUACUGAGUACACAGUAGCUGAUAUUUAUGAUUACAUACAGAAGCAUGAAGAAAGAGCAUUUGUUUUGAAGUUUUCCGCAACAGAGAUUUAUAAUGAAGUUGUCAGAGAUUUGCUUAGCAAGGAUAACACUCCACUACGACUCCUUGAUGAUCCAGAAAAAGGGACUAUUAUUGAGAAACUCACCGAAGAAACUUUAAGGGACUGGGAUCACCUCAAGGAGUUAUUGUCCAUAUGCGAAGCACAAAGAAAAAUUGGGGAGACGUCAUUAAAUGAAACAAGUUCCAGAUCACAUCAGAUCCUGAGAUUGACAAUUGAGAGUUCAGCUCGUGAGUUUAUUGGGAAGGGCAACUCAACCACCCUCGCUGCUAGUGUGAAUUUUGUUGACCUGGCAGGAAGUGAGCGAGCAUCUCAAGCAUUGUCAGUGGGUCAGAGACUGAAAGAAGGCUGCCACAUAAACCGUAGUUUACUGACUUUGGGAACUGUUAUUCGCAAACUUAGCAAAGGAAGACAAGGGCAUAUCAAUUACAGAGACUCAAAACUUACUCGUAUACUGCAACCUGCCCUGGGAGGCAAUGCCAGGACUGCUAUCAUUUGCACAUUGAGCCCUGCCAGAAGUCACGUCGAGCAAUCACGGAAUACCCUUCUAUUUGCUACUUGCGCAAAGGAAGUAUCAACUAAUGCCCAGGUCAACGUAGUAAUGUCUGAUAAGGCACUGGUAAAGCAUCUGCAGAAAGAGGUUGCGAGGCUGGAAAAUGAGUUGAAAACUCCAGGAUCAAUGUGCGACCAUGGGCCAUUGCUAAGAAAGAAAGAUACGCAAAUAGAAAAGUUGGAGAAAGAGGUUAGGGAGUUGAAGAAGCAGAGGGAUCUUGCUCAUUCUCGGAUCGAUGAUUUGCUUCGAGCUAUUGAAAGUAAUAAAGCUCCCCCCAAAAAUAAUGAUAUUCGACCUGUUAAUGGAGCUUCACCCCUACAGAGUGAGGAUUUUUCAUCAGAUGUAUCUCAUCAAACCCAAGGGAUGGGGAGCUCUGUUACCGGAAUCGAACAGGAGGAGGAUUCUGAUGAAAUCUGCAAAGAAGUUCGAUGCAUUGAGAUGGACAAAUCUGAUGAGGGAAGAACAAAUGGAACUAUCGGCGAGCCUGCUAGUGAGAGUGAAGAAAGCAUGCCAAUGCUUUCUCAGCCACAAAAUCGGCUUAUUAUCGAUCAGCAAGGGUUAUCAGCUUUACCUAGACAAGUUCCUGCCAUUAACGGCGGUUACUCUCGCAGCAUCUCAGAACAGAAACUUCAAGGAGCAGAGAAGAUGAUUGAUUCUCCUUUCAGACCUCACUCCGAGGUAUCUUCUCCCGAGGCCUCAUCAACUAACAUAUCAGAUUCUGGAAGCUCAUGCUUAACAAGAAGUAGAAGCUGCAGAACUAAUCUAAUGACCGAUUCACCCGACUUUGAGAUGUCUGAACAAAGCGAAAGCACACCCCCAACUGUGUUGGAGAAAGACUACUCUGGAAGACCAGAAGGCAUUUUCCAAAGGAAGCAAUGGCGACGUCCUCCGGUAUUAUAUGGUGCUGAUGGUGCGACACUGUCCAGAAGUAACUCUAUCUCUUCCGAUUGUAGCAGUUAUUUGGACGAAACACAGAGUCAAGUCUCCAGCCAUGGGGAUGAGGACAUUCCCACUCUCGGGUCAUUUGUAGCAGGACUCAAGGAAAUGGCGAAACAACAGUACGGCGAUCAGUCUGACGAUCAGGUUCAGCACAUAGAAGGCGCAGGGGAAAAGAAACCCGGAGAUUUCAGCUCAGACGCAAUCAACAAUUGGCCGACGAAAUUCGCGAAGCUGCAGAAAUCGAUAAUUGAAUUGUGGCAAGCUUGCAAUGUUUCAUUGAUCCACAGGACAUACUUUGUCUUUCUUAUUAAAGAUGACUACACAGAUUCCAUUUACGUCGAGGUGGAACAUCGACGCCUGUCCUAUCUCAAGGAAACAUUCGGCAAUGGCAAAUCCGCCAUCCAUAAUGGCACCACUCUCACACUGGCAUCAAGCAAGAAAGCUCUACGCCGGGAGAGAACAAUGCUCUGCAGGCUCAUGCAUAAAAGGUACAGCGAAGAAGAAAGAAACAGGAUUUACGAGGAGUGGGGCAUCGGCGUGAACUCGAAACAAAGGAAGUUGCAGCUGGCUAAUCGAUUAUGGAGCGACACCUCGAGCAUGGAACACGUAACGAAGAGCGCCGCCAUUGUUGCUGAGCUUACCGGUCUCUCGGAGCACAGACAGGCGCUCAAGGAAAUGCUCGGACUUAGCUUCGCCGGCCCUCUGCGGCUCAGCCGGAGAUCCUUCCGGUGGAAGUGACAGCAUGGCAUCCCCUCAUCUGAUAUUGAGAGAGAGGUGUUGUAACAAUGAAAUCAGAAUUAUUCAGAUAUUUUAGGGUCAUAUAUUGAUUUGAAUUUGAUUGAUGAUCAAAUCUGAUUGAUGAACGAACUUGUGGUUUGGUUUUGUGAGGUUUUUAUUUUCACUCGAUGAUUUUGAUUAAUUUGGUUUGUCGCUUCAUUUAGUGUGAGUGAUGAUGUUAUGCUAAUAGUCGGUGGUAUUGCAAAAUAGUAGAUUUGAAUUUUUGACCCA